AUCACGGUGCCGAUGGACAUGGCCCCUGACUCGUUUGAUGACCAAUACCUGGGCUGCGAGACCAAAAUGUGGGAAGAGAUAGAGAAGGUGAACCUUAUGGAGAUGGAAAAGAACAAGGACUAUGCCGACACCUGGAAGAGGGCAGCUGCAGAAUGGCAGGAGCGCUGUGGCAGUCCCACUGAAUGCCCGGAGCUGAGACAGGAGCUGGCCAUCGCCGUGCUGGCGUACAGUGCUGCAGAUGGGAUGUGUGAGAAGUUCAACGCAGCCACACGUCAGGGCGGACAGAACCACCAGCACUACCUCAACUCGUAUGACUUCAAGACGCUGCACUUCGUCCUGACCCUGGCGCUGCAGGAUCUGCGGAAAUCCAAUCCCAAUGAAUGUUACAACGUCUUUCACAGUGUCAAGGGCAUCCAUUUCACAGCUGAAGAAGGCCAAACUGUACGCUUCGGCCAGUUCACCUCUGCCUCCCUAAAGAAGGAAGUUGCGGAGAAGUUUGGCAAGGAUACCGUCUUUGUGAUCAAUACCUGCUAUGGUGCCCCCAUCAAGCAGUUCUCCUUCUUCAAGUAUCAGGAUGAAAUCCUCAUCCCACCCUUUGAAGUCUUUGAGGUCAUCAAGAUCUCCAAUGGCAAUGGCAGCAACCAAAUCGAACUCCACUCUAAAGAGAAGAAGAGCAACCACAACUGUGAGCUUCUAAAGUGUCAGG
This is a messenger RNA of Phasianus colchicus (ring-necked pheasant), 706 nucleotides long. NCBI's taxonomy places the organism in Eukaryota, Metazoa, Chordata, Aves, Galliformes, Phasianidae. The record is from RefSeq and is a predicted model, not a curated record.